Molecule: messenger RNA, 2320 nt
Organism: Dioscorea cayenensis subsp. rotundata (Guinea yam)
Lineage: Eukaryota; Viridiplantae; Streptophyta; Magnoliopsida; Dioscoreales; Dioscoreaceae
Exons: 12
Coding region: 108-2126 (672 amino acids)
Biological process (GO): response to endoplasmic reticulum stress
Molecular function (GO): protein binding
Source: RefSeq, a predicted model, not a curated record
CUCUCUUCGUUUCAUCUUCAUCUCUCUCUCUCUCUCUCGAUCUCUCUAAUCGAGAUCGAGAGAUCAAGGGAUUUCUCCUCUGGAUUCUGAAGAACUUCGCAUGAGUAAUGAAUUCCUUGAGGGAAACCUCACAGAGAGCUUCAUGGACAGAGAAGCUGCUGAAUCCUCCCAGGCCGAGUAACAACUCCACGAUUGCUAGAAACUUGGCCAAGAAUGAUGUAGGAGGAGUAAUUUUUGGUUGCAAGAAUAACACCAUGAUGGAAUGCCUCUCAAAGCAACUGUUUGGCCUGCCUUCUUUACACUUCUCCUAUGUGAGGAAAAUUGAACCUGGCCUGCCACUAUUUCUGUUCAAUUAUAGUGAUCGUAAGAUGUAUGGGAUCUAUGAGGCAGCUGGUUGUGGUCAGAUGAAUAUAGACCCAUAUGCAUGGACUGAUGGGGGUGCAGAAAAAACUGCUUUUCCUGCACAGGUUCGAAUAUGUAUUAAGAUGCAAUGCGAACCACUUGUGGAGAAACAGUUCAAAAAAGCAAUCCAGGGCAACUAUUAUAACCAAGUGCACUUCUGGUUUGAGUUGGAUCAUAUACAAACUCAAGAUCUGAUCGCUUUAUUCAGACCUUCAGGUUCUUCUGCCAGCAAUUCACCAAGAAUGACAAAUCUAUAUGAUGCACUACUGACCACAGAAGGGAAGGUUGUUGAACCUGGAAAGGGGAAUCAUGGGGAGAGCUCAAAAUCCGGGGAGAGUUGGUUUGAUCCGAAUGCAGAAAUCUGUCAAUCAAUUUUCAUCCCUCAUGUGGACACACAGAGUGAAAUUUUACUGCAACAGUCCCAGAGCAGUGAGCCAACACAGAAUAAUAAGGAAAUUCUGGACCAGUUGGAUAGUUUGCCAGUAAAAAAAGCUGAUAGUGAUGAAAAGAAAAUGGUCUUGUCAAAGCUAUCAAGACUGGCCGUUAGUCAUAAUUUCUUGAAUCAGCCUUCAGUUUAUCAUCCUGAUGAUAAUAAGGGUGUUCGUCAAGAUAUUGAACCUCCAGCAGGUGGGUCUCAUGAUUUAACGGAUGAGAACAGGAACACUUUGGGUUUUUCUCUUGAAAACUCUAAGUUAGCUGAAAUGGUCGAAGUACUAGUGGAAAGAACCACAGCAUUGGAGAAGAAGCAGGGUGAACAAGAAAGAAUCAUUCAACAACUAAGAGACCGUGUUAGCGAGUUAGAAUCAAAGUUAAAUCCUUCUACGAGUUUUGUUGAUGACGUUCUAGAUCAGUCAACUGGGCUAAAUUUGGGCCCAGGAACAAUUUAUCUGAUUGGUGGUUAUGAUGGCCGUUUAUGGUUAUCAACAAUGGAUUCUUUUUCACCAUCCAUGGACACAUUGACUUCACUUAGAAAGAUGAAUUAUGCUCGUGCAUAUGCAUCAGCUGCUGCAUUAAAUGGAAGUAUAUAUUUUUUUGGUGGUGGAGAUGGCUCUUCAUGGUCUGAUGCAGUUGAGCGUUAUGACCCAUGGCGGAAUGAGUGGACCUUAUGCCCUCCAUUGAUGUGCGAAAAAGGAAGUCUUGCUGGGGUUUCAUUAAAUGGAAAAAUAUUUGCUAUUGGAGGAGGAAAUGGAUGUGAAUGUUUCUCAGAAGUUGAGAUGUUUGAUCCAGCUCUUGGAAGAUGGAUAAACAGUCAACCAAUGUUUGAAAAGCGUUUUGCUCCAACUGCAGCUGCAUUUCAAGGAGCCAUGUAUGUCGUUGGUGGAUUUAAUGGAAAGGAUUAUUUACGAUCAUUUGAAAGAUGUGAUCCAAGAGAAGCUUACUGGAAGAGGCUUCCAAGCAUGAAUGUAACACGUGGUUGCCACUCGAUGGCCGUCUUCAAUGAUACACUAUAUGUGAUGGGAGGGUAUGAUGGUGAGCGCAUGGUAUCAAGUGUUGAAGUUUUUGACCCUCGUAUGGAGUCCUGGACAAUGGCUGAGCCAAUGAACUUUAGCAGAGGGUACGGUGCCACAGUUGUAUUGGGUGAUCAUCUACUCACCAUCGGCGGGGUUGAAGACCAAGAAACAAUCGUCGAAUCUGUUGAGUAUUGCAGUGAAGGUUCUGGUUGGGCUGUGAGUCGUCUGAAGGCUGUCGGAAAAAGGUGUUUUUUUUCAGCCAUUGUUCUGUGAGCUUGGCUAUUCGAUUCAUUGAUACUGGAAUGCUUUUGCUGCUGCAUUGCUGUUUUGUUGUAAUUUUUGAGGAUCAUUGCCUGCAACUGUGGCAUUGUCAUUCUUUUUCUUAUAUUUUGAGGUUCAUUUUUGUGCUUUCAUGACUAAUCUUUCCAUAAACUUUCCGAUGAUCAUCUAUUAAAUUUUUGCCAAAA